AUGGCAGGAGGGGAGCCCCCGGUCAAUAAGGCAACAUCGGGAGCUCGACUUCUCCCCCUGGUGAUGGAGAUGGAAGUAACAUGCAGUGUUCCUCUAGUGGUGGAGGUGGGAGCAGCAGAUAAUCUUUCUCUGCUGGUGGGCACUGGAUGCUCAUGCUCCCCCCUGUCUGGGGGCGUGACACUCGUACUCCCCCCAUUCUGGAUGCUGGACGCUCAUGCUCCCCAGUCUGGGCGCUGGACGCUGGUGCUCCCCCAGUCUUGGGCACAACUCCGCCACGAAGCGCCUCACGAACACCUCACUUCUCUCCUCUCUCCACACAUCUCCCUUUGCUCCUUGUCCCCAACUUCCUCUCCUGGGCCAGUUCCUCUCCUCUUCUUGGAAGGGGCAAAUCACCACCAAUUUCUCAUGACCUACAGUUGUGUAGGAAAGUUUAGGUGUGGAACAUCUUCCCAAUGUGUCAGAAAGAGAGCCCGAUGUGAUGGGGUGACAGACUGUGACCAUGGAGAGGAUGAGUUUAGAUGUGUCAGACUCAGUGGAAGAAAUUCAGUGCUCCAGAUUUAUACUGGUGGAUCAUGGAAAACUGUUUGUUCAGAAGACUGGAAUGAAACAUAUGGAAAUACAGCCUGCAGGCAGCUGGGAUAUUCCAGAUACGGAAAUUCCAGUUCCCUUCCUGUAUCUGAAAUUGAGUUCCAGUUCCAACAGGACUUAAUAUCAAUCAGUUUAAGCCAGCCUGCUGGCCAUAUUUUCAAGAUUCACAAUGUGACACAUAUAAGCAGGACCCAUUGUACCUCUGGCAAAGUGACGUCAUUAAAAUGUUUAGAGUGCGGUUCAAGGCCCAGAUACAGCCCUCGGAUUGUUGGAGGCAAUGAAUCCAAAGUGGGGCAGUUCCCAUGGCAAGUUAGUCUGCACUUUGAGAGAGAGCACCUUUGUGGAGGUUCAAUCAUAACAUCGCGAUGGAUACUAACAGCAGCUCACUGUGUUUACGGAUUUGCUUUCCCUUCUUCUUGGACAGUACAUGUUGGUAUCACUGACCAACCUGUGACAGGGAUCAUGGCUUAUACUGUAAAGAAGAUAAUGCAUCAUAAAAAGUACAGACCCAAAACUUUACAUUAUGACAUUGCCCUAAUGAAGCUGACUACACCACUUACAUUUGAUGGUAAUGUGGAGCCAAUAUGCCUUCCAAAUUAUGGUGAAGAGUUUGCAGAGGGAAAAAUGUGCUGGAUUUCAGGCUGGGGUGCAACGUAUGAUGGAGGAGAAGGUACAGUUGCUAUGAACUAUGCCCAGAUACCUCUGCUGUCCAACAAAGAGUGCAAUCAGCCUGAUGUGUACCAAGGCUUUAUAGCUCCUACAAUGAUUUGUGCUGGAUAUUUAGAAGGUGGUGUAGAUUCCUGCCAGGGAGACAGUGGCGGACCAUUGGCUUGCGAAGAUUCAAAUGUCUGGAAGUUAGUUGGAGCUACAAGCUGGGGACUGGGAUGUGCAGAAAAAAACAAACCAGGAGUCUACACCAGAAUCACUAAAUGCCUUGAUUGGAUUCAUGAGCAGAUGGAGGUAAAAACAUGA
Polyodon spathula (Mississippi paddlefish) is the source of this 1560-nucleotide messenger RNA. It is a transcript of the gene tmprss3a, whose product is annotated as transmembrane serine protease 3a. Gene Ontology annotation, biological process: proteolysis. Lineage: Eukaryota; Metazoa; Chordata; Actinopteri; Acipenseriformes; Polyodontidae. Gene Ontology annotation, cellular component: membrane. Bases 1 to 1560 code for a protein of 519 amino acids. The record is from RefSeq and is a predicted model, not a curated record. The transcript has 10 exons. Gene Ontology annotation, molecular function: protein binding; serine-type endopeptidase activity.